UGUUUUCUGCUCCUAAAGAUAAGAAGAGCUGUGUACUUUCUCAUUGUUAGUUCCUCUGUUCAAAGAUUCAAAAGUGCAAUACCAUUCCAAGAAUUUUCUCACUAUUAAUCUAUCCAUCAUUUUCUUUCUUCAUUGGUCAAAGCAGGAUUUUCUGUUGCUUGUGGUGUUGAUUACUCGUAGAUUUUCUUGUUAUUGGUGCUUAGAUUAAAAAAGAAUUUGAUGGUUUCUAAAUGGGAUGAUUAUUUCUUUGGCAUGUUCCUUUUCUAAAUUUCUUAUGAUUUUACUCUUUCAUCAGCAAGCCAUUGCUUAAUGCCCUUUUAAAUGAAUUUUUCUAGUUUUUUCUUCAUAAAUUUCUGGUUUUGUUUCAUCCAUUGUAUUAUUUUCUUCUGUGCCCAAUUUGCUAUGUCACUUGUUUCUUCACAGAGGGUAUAUCAUUUUUUCUUUUUUGUUCUUCAGUACUUAUUGGUUCUGUUUAGAUCUGCAUUGUCAUAGAUUGUACCGUUUUAUUCUCUGAAUGAAAAACCAAUUUUAUCUGUUUAGUAUUACUGUUGUCUGCCUUAUCAUAUUUUGCUUCCUACAAUGGCAUGCAUGUUUGAACUUUUGUAAUUUGAGCUGUUCUUUCACUAAUUUAGGGUUGUUAUUUAUUAUUUUUUGGGUUUCAAACACUGCAUUGCUUGGUCUCUGUCAACUUGAAGUAUUAUUUGUUUUUUCCAUUUGGAGAUGUUGCUUGUUUUUUUUUUUUUUUCCUCCUACAGUUCUUAUUGUUGUUCUUUAGAAAGGAGCCUAGGUGCAACAGUAGAGUUGUUGCCGUGUGACCUGGAGGUCAUGGGUUUGAGGCAUGGAAACGGCCUCUUGCAAAUUUGCAAGGUAAAGCUGCAUGCUAUAGACCGAUUGUGAUCCGCUCCUUUCCCGGACCCCGCAUAUGCGGGAGCUUUGUGCACCGGGCUGCCUUCUUUUAUUGGUGUUCUUUAGAUGUGAUGGAUUUCUCACAUAUGUUAUCUGAAUAGAAAGCCAAUUUCUCUAUUUAAUUUAUUUCAGUGAUAGGCAUUGUGAUAUUUUGUUUUGCUCAUGGAUUUCUUUGCUUGUAGCAUGCUAUCCUGUUCCUAUGUAGGUUGUACCCUGAGCAAUGGAAUUACAAAAAGGCACCACGGCUAUGUAUGGAGGAAAUCUACUUUGCAAAAGCACAUUCCUUUCGGUGCUUGUAAAUUUGAUCCUCAACCAGCUGGAUUAGCUGUCACCAACUUAGAAGAGAGAGAAAAACCUGAAAUCAAAGAAGAAGAGAGACCAAGGUUUAAAUGGACAGAGAUUGGCCCUGAAAUGACAGAAGACCAAAAGUUGGCCAUAUCUCAACUCCCACCCAAGAUGACCAAAAGAUGCAAGGCCCUUUUGAGACAGAUUUUUUGCUUCUCUCCUCGAAAAACUAGUCUAUUUGAUUUGUUGGCUGCUUGGGUGAGGAUAAUGAAGCCCAGGAGGGCUGACUGGCUUGUGGUUCUCAAACAUUUGAGGAGUUUGGACCAUCCACUGCUCCUUGAGGUGGCGGAAGUUGCCCUCCUGGAAGAAUCUUUUGAAGCUAAUGUUCGUGACUACACAAAGCUAAUUGAUUCUUAUGGAAGACAAAAUCGACUGCAAGAUGCCGAAAACACCCUAUUAGCUAUGAAGAGAAGAGGCGUCACCUGUGAUCAGGUUAUUUUAACUACUCUGGUUCACAUGUACAGUAAGGCUGGCAAUCUUAAGCUGGCUGAAGAAACAUUUGAAGAGAUGAAGCUGCUUGGUCAGCCGUUGGAUAGAAGAUCAUAUGGCUCUAUUAUUAUGGCCUACAUUAGAGCUGGAUUACCUGACCGAGGAGAGAGUAUGCUCAGAGAAAUGGAAGCACAAGAAAUCUAUGCUGGAAGAGAAGUUUACAAAGCGCUGUUAAGAGCAUACUCCAUGAUUGGUGAUGCCAAGGGAGCUCAGAGAGUUUUUGAUGCAAUUCAAUUUGCUGGUAUAUCUCCCAAUGCUAAGCUGUGUGCCCUCCUCAUAAAUGCUUAUAGAGUAGCAGGUCAAAGUCAAGAGGCACAUAUUGCUUUCAAGAAUAUGAGAAGGGCUGGUCUUAGACCUAACGAUAAAUGCAUAGCCCUGAUGUUGGCUGUAUACGAGAAAGAGAACAAGCUUAACAUGGCAUUAGACUUUCUGGUAGGUUUGGAAAGAGAUGGUAUUUUGGUCAGUAAAGAAGCUUCAGAAAUACUGGCCAGAUGGUUUCGACGACUUGGGUUGGUCGAAGAGGUGGAUCUUGUGCUGAGAGAGUAUGCUGCUAAGGGAACAGAAUGGGAAGCCCCUGCAUUCUAGCUUUGGUCUCAAGCUCGUGUUGUUGCGUCUCCACAGGCCACGGCUCCACUCUCAAAUCAAAUCUUCUGGUGAGAUGUCCAGUCUGCGCCCGAAAUGACCAAAUAGAUCUACACGUUUAAUCAUCUAAUUGUGCUCAGUUUUUGAUGUAUGACUCCUUGUAGUGUGGAUCAUGUAAUGAUUUGUAAUUUCAUUUUUUUUGUUCCCAUUCCCCAGCAUGUCCAAGUUUGAAUAACCAGCUCUUCUGUGCGUGCAGGAUGUGAAGAGCCACCAUAAAGAGGAACCUUGCACAAGGGAUAUGUAAGAUUGUAAAUCGAUGUCAUGAUUAUUGUCCUUGUGAAAGCUGAUUCAAUAGGCGUUUUAACCCCAAGUGUUGGGAUGGCCAAGCUUGAUAGCUUGGGUUUUCGAUUAACAGUGGCUGCUGUUGGCUAGAUAGUGAGGUGAAAAAAAAAGAAAAAAAAAGGUUCAUUUUAUGUAGUAUUCCCUCUAUGUCAAAUACUCAUGAAUAAAAAUUUGUUCAAAUAUAAUUAAAAGUUUAGAAAAAUUUAAAGUCAAUAAA
Molecule: messenger RNA, 2881 nt
Organism: Malania oleifera
Lineage: Eukaryota; Viridiplantae; Streptophyta; Magnoliopsida; Santalales; Ximeniaceae
Product: pentatricopeptide repeat-containing protein At1g01970
Exons: 2
Coding region: 1069-2325 (418 amino acids)
Molecular function (GO): protein binding
Source: RefSeq, a predicted model, not a curated record